ACCUUUGAACUUCACUUUCCAUUUUAUUUUUAUUUUUUUUUGUCAUUUUGUUUUUUUUUUUUCCAUUUUUUUAAAUUUCUUUGUUAAUUUUCUCAUAUGGGACUGUAAUGCGAAUUUCUAGUUUUAGGUUCAUCUUGGUUGAAGCUCCCAAUUAAUCUUCCAUUAUUUGUUAUCAGUUACAGAUUACUGCAUAUUUACAAUGAGCUUAUAGAUAUGGCAGUUCCUGUUGCUUCCCCGUUGGGAUUUGUUUUGAAUAUUUUCAAUAUGAAACGAAGAAAGCGGAAAUGAAUGGUGUGGGUUUUGUGGAACUCUGCAAGAAACUUGGUGAAUGAGACAAUUUAGGAUCUGGGUAUCUCAAAUUGGGAGCUAGAAUGUGUGUCAUUUCUUAUGUUAAGUUUAUUUGGAACCCCUGUUGCUUAAUCCUAGAAUUUUUUUUCAUUUAAGUCUCUGGUGUUCUUGAUGUAGCCCAUGUGCUUGUUGAUUGUCUUAAAAGAGAGCCAUCACCUGUUACAUAACAUACAGAUUUGUACUCAUUAUGUAAUCGCAUCAAUGCUUGAUUAGUCAGUUGGAGAGAAGCUCAAUGGCUUUUUGUUUUUUGUCUUUUUUUUCUUUCUUUCUUGCCCUUUUCCUCUAGACUUAAUGGAAAAAAAAUGGCAUAACUUAAUGGUAAUGUGGUAUUUGAAAGAUGGACUUCUAAAGCGGAAUAAAUACUUCAACUCUCAUGGCCUAUCUCUUUUGGAUUCCACCUAGAUUGGGUAGAUAUUUGGCUUUUCUGUUCAUUGGAUUGUUUUAUACUUUUUAGAAUUUAGGAGACCUCGUAGUCCAUGGUAGUAUUGGCCAUUUUGUUACAAUUAUAGAUUGUGCAAUGAGUUGAAUCAUCCAACUUUGCUCAUUCAAGACAAGUUUUGUGUCAUGUAAUUUUAUAUGUAAGUGGUUUGGAGCAGAUAGGCUGCAUUUAGUUGCAUGGAAUAGGGGUCUUUGAAGUUGAAUUGGAGACCCUGACUUUAAUUGCAACAUUUAGAUGUAAUUCUUUUGGUAUCAUAGCCUAGUUUCCUUCUCAUGAUUCUUUCUGGCAGUUGGGUUUAUGAGUUAUGACUGAUUUUCAGUGCAAUAGCUGGGUGUAUGUUAAACCACAAGAUCCAAUAUUUCUUGCAGUUUCUUUUUUAUCAUUCAACUGUUUAGAAAUUACUAGUAGUUGUGCUAUCUUGUGUUCAAAUAUAUUAUCAUUUGAUUUGUGCUGCAGACUCUUGUUUAUUUUAAAGGUGCUGCAAUGCAUGAAAGAUAUACUCAUUAGUGAAUAUUGCUUCAAUGGAGCCUCCUAGUAAUGAAACAAGGGCUCCAAGCAGGAUUGGUGACCGACCCACAAGUGAUGUCGUGGUGAGACUAAGAACACAGGAAGGUCGAGAUGACUGGUUAUACUGUCACUCCCAUGUCCUUGUAGAGAAGAGCAAGUACUUUGCUGAUCGACUCUCUGAGAAUUGGCCCACAUGUCAGAUCCUAGAUUCUCGCAACUGCGUUGAGGUCUAUUGUCAAGAAUCUGACUUUGAUUACCAUGUCAAUGUUCUACGCCUGCUCUAUGUUGUUAUGGAUGGCUCUGUAGAUGACAUGUGGCAUGGUGUCAGAAAUGCCCUUAGCUGUCUACGAGUCGCGGUUGAGCUUGGUUGCCAGCAAAUUAUUACUGCUUGUGUGAACUACUUGGAAGCAGUACCUUGGGAAGAGGCUGAGGAGGACGAGAUUCUAAGAACCAUACCAGGCAUGGGAUCUCAAGUCGAGCCAAUUCUUGCCCGUCUUCAACCAGUCAAUUCAACAGCAAUAGUGGGCAUUUUUCUUUCAGCCAUUCGAUUUGCCACAUCAUCACCUCCUCCACAUAUGAAUGAUCUUAAGUCCUCAGCCCAAGAACAGCUUGAGUACAUGCUUACUGAAGAUGAUGAUGCCCCUCUACUGAUGGCUGAUGAUGAGAUAAAAUUUGAAGUAAGAGAAUGUGUGAUGGGACUAUUAGCCAGAUUCAACAAUCUAUUGGAAACUUUCUUUUGUGAGUCUGGAGAAUCAGUUACUAUGGCAGGAGAAAUGCUAUUAUUUCAAUCCUAUUUAUCAGAUAUGUCAUGGGCUUGUCAGAUUUUAGGUAAGUUGGAAAUAAUGAGGGAGUUUGUUAGCACUUGGACUGAUGCAUCAGAAAAGAUUGUGAAGGCUAUUGAGCUAGCAAGUUCAAAAGCUGAUGUGCUCGAGAUGAAGUUGAAGGUUAUUGAGGUGGCAUCAAAGGUUUUAGAGGCAAUAGGGUAUGGAACUGUUAUUUUUCCAGCUACAAAACGACUUCACAUGGUGAUGGUGUGGCUUCCAUUUGUGAGAGUCACAAAACGUUUGAUCGAUUCUAUCCCAACUAAUGGUGAUGAUGCUCUGACAUUCAAAUUGGAUGGUGAGCUUUGGCAGUCCUUGGAAUCUGCUUUUGUGUCAAUAAUUGUUGCAUUGCCUUCAGGGGAUCAGGCAGAGAUUUUGACUGAAUGGUUAGGGAAUGAGCAUAUCCGUUACCCAGACCUAACUGAGGCAUUUGAAGUAUGGUGUUACAGAUCAAAGGUUGCUAAGAGAAGGCUGGCAUUGUUAGGGGCCAUCCAUGGUGUGACAGAUGCAUUAUGACCCCUCAAUGGUAAAUCUUUUACGUCUUUGUUUCCCUUGGUUGCUCUUAACACUGUUUCCUUAAGGUGUUGAACAUUUGGAACAAUCCCUUUUGUACCAUAAACCAGAACAGGGUUUAAAAGGGAAAGUAAUAUGCAAAUGGAAAGGUGUCUUAAGCAGAGUCUAUCAAAAAAAAAGAAAGAAAGGUGUCUUAAGCAGUGGCCCGUAUCUUGAGCUCCUUGCUACAAAUUUCAAUGUCAUUGCAAGCUUGUAAAUCUUGUGAUGUCAUUCUGAUUGUAAAUUUUGUGAUACGAAGGUGUUUGAUUUUGGAUAGUAAUUUGAAAUUUCAAAUUGUACAAUCUCCUGAAUAUUUUGUUUAGUUCAACUUAAAACUUUUCAAUUUAA
This is a messenger RNA of Vitis vinifera (wine grape), 3015 nucleotides long. Its product is annotated as BTB/POZ domain-containing protein At3g05675. Lineage: Eukaryota; Viridiplantae; Streptophyta; Magnoliopsida; Vitales; Vitaceae. The record is from RefSeq and is a predicted model, not a curated record. The transcript is spliced from 2 exons. The coding region runs from base 1309 to 2631 and encodes 440 amino acids.